AUGAAGUGUCUUGUUGCUGUUCUGGUGUGUGUGGUGCUUGCAGAGGGAAUCGUCAAGAUCCCUCUGCACAAGCACAAGUCCAUGCGUGAGGCCCUGAGAGAGAAGGGGAUCGAGCUGCCUUACCAGGACCCGGCUCUGAAGUACCAGUAUGGCGAGUUUGCCGGCUCUGCCAACAUGUACAUCAAUAACUACGCUGAUACCACCUACUACGGCGCCAUCAGUAUUGGAACACCCCCCCAGUCCUUCCAAGUGCUGUUUGACACCGGCUCUGCCAACCUGUGGGUGGACUCUGUCUACUGCAACACUCAGGCCUGCAACACACACACAAAGUUCAACCCCCAGCAGUCCUCCACCUACAGUCGCAAGGGACAAUCCUUCUACCUGCCCUACGGAGCUGGAAGCCUCUAUGGAGUCUUUGGAUACGACACUGUCAAUGUUGGCGGAAUUGUGAUCAAUAACCAGGAGAUCGGUCUGAGCACAAAUGAGCCUGGUCAGAACUUUGUGGUGGCCAAGUUUGACGGCAUCCUCGGCCUGUCCUACCCAACCAUCUCAGCUGGAGGAGAAACUCCCGUCUUUGACAACAUGAUGAGUCAAAACCUGCUGAGUUAUGACAUAUUCGCUUUCUACCUGUCCAGGGGAGGACAGCAGGGCAGUGUGCUCUCUUUUGGAGGAGUGGACAACAGUCUUUACCAGGGCCAGAUCAACUGGACCCCAGUCACCGCUGAGACCUACUGGCAGAUCGGUGUUGAUGGCUUCCAGAUCAAUGGUCAGGAGAUCGGCUGCUCUCAGGGCUGCCAGUCCAUUGUGGACACUGGAACCUCCACGCUGACAGCCCCAAGCCAGCUUAUGGGUAGCAUCAUGCAGGCCAUUGGAGCUCAAGAGAACCAGUAUGGAAUGUACAUGGUGGACUGCAACCAGGUCAACAAUCUGCCAACUCUCUCCUUUGUUAUCAGCGGCGUUAGCUUCCCUCUGCCUCCCUCUGCGUACAUCAUUCAGCAUUACCAGAAUGGAUACCAGUUCUGCAGUGUGGGCAUCACCCCCACCUACCUGCCCUCUCAAGAUGGCCAGCCCCUGUGGAUCUUUGGAGACGUGUUCCUCAGGGAGUACUACUCCGUCUACGACCGCAGCAACAACCGUGUUGGCUUUGCCACAGCUGCCUAA
Molecule: messenger RNA, 1161 nt
Organism: Centropristis striata (black sea bass)
Lineage: Eukaryota; Metazoa; Chordata; Actinopteri; Perciformes; Serranidae
Product: gastricsin-like
Exons: 9
Coding region: 1-1161 (386 amino acids)
Biological process (GO): proteolysis
Molecular function (GO): aspartic-type endopeptidase activity
Source: RefSeq, a predicted model, not a curated record